Molecule: messenger RNA, 3800 nt
Organism: Taeniopygia guttata (zebra finch)
Lineage: Eukaryota; Metazoa; Chordata; Aves; Passeriformes; Estrildidae
Source: RefSeq, a predicted model, not a curated record
UUUCUUUUGUAAUUCCCUGGCUCUGCUGUGGGACCCUGCAGAACCCAGCAGCUCUUCCUCCUUGGGAAAAUUGAGGAGAAAUUCAGUGUCCUUUGAAAAUGGCACCUCACAGAGCCCAUGAGCAACCAGCUGUUUGAUGAAUACCUAAAAAAAUCCAUCUUUCAGGGCUAUUUUUUGUUCCAAAGUAGGAAUCUGGUGUGCUGGGGAGGCUGAAGGGUUAAAUUCCCCACACUGUCGCAUAUGGCAGUGAGCAGAAUCACAGAUGUUGAUGAUACAACAUAAUUAGUAUUCUUUUAUGUAAAUGAAGGCUGUCAAUGUUACCACAGUGUCUGCGCUCCUGCAAGCUGGAAUUUCUGCCACUUGCUCUCACUGGGGUUAAGGAUUCUAAAUAAAAUUCCAUUAUUUUUAUACCCACACCUGAGGAGGAAAAUUAAGAGGAAAGAGGAGGGGAAAAAAAAAAACUCAGGGAGGGAAAAAGGUGAGGAAGGGAUUUUUCCAACUUGGCAAAAAAGAGACCAAAUCAAUCCUUUGUUUAGGUGAGGAUUUCCAAAACCCUUUCCACAUCUUGGGAUCUGGGAGGGAAUGAGCCCAGCCCAAGGGAAAUGUGGGAAUUUCUGAGCUGGUUUAAAUAAAAACCUCACCGGCUCUUUGGGUUCUGAAGUGGCCACUUGAGCUUUCAGUGGAGUCCAGGAGGAAGAACUGAAGAGCUUUGAUUUUCCUCUGAGAGAUUCCAUCCUCCACAGCACCAGCACUGAUAAAAGUGAUAAUUAAAGCAAAUUUGUGUCAUUUGGGGCCACUAAAAAAUGCGUUUCCUUCACCUGGCCGGGUCCCUGCCCACCCAUGCAGGUGAGGGAUCAAUCCCUGCCUCAAAGUUUUGGCAGGUGUUCAAUUUUGCACCUCAUAAAAUGAUGUUUUAACCACACAUUCUGUGUGCCAGGCCCCUGUGUAACUAACUUAACUCAGAUCCGUUUUUCCAUUCUCUUCUACCUCUGUUUUUUUCCCCGUUUUUCCCAUUUUUCUCUCCUCUGUUCUUAUUUUGUUGCACUUUCCACCUGCCAACUCCUCAUUGCUUCCUUUUUCUCGUUUGAAAAACCACCUAGAAAUGAAAUUUAACUCAGCACAGCUUUUCUUUUUUUGAUCUUUCCCCCUUCUCCUCCCCCUGUCUCUCACCAGGCAGUCAAAAGCAGCCAAAAAUCCAAGUGAUCACAGGAGGGGCACGUUUUUCCCUCCUGUUUGUUGCUUUUUUUUAUUUUUUUUUUUUUGACUCCCAUUUUUUCCCUCUGCCAUAUGUUGGGUCAUCCACUACAAAAGCCUCACCACGAAGAGGCACCAUGUGAUCAGCAGAUUUUUACAGCCUGCUCAAAUGAAAAAAACAAAAAAAAACAAAUGAAAGCAGAGAAUGAAAUGGAAUUUUGUGUGUCGACAUCUGAGGAUUCGGGGGGAAUUCCAGAGGAUUAUUUCUGGGAUAAAUUGAGUUCUGCGCUGAGGGGUUAAUGAUGCUCCUGCCAGCGUUCCAGGCUUGGUUUCUGUGCAUCACCAGGAUAUUUUCCCCUCUCUCUCCAGGGCUUUGAAGCUGCCUGGCAGGGAGGACUUCCCAGUAAUUAAAUUCUCCGGGAUCUGUGGGAGGAUGAUGGGGCUGCUGCGCGCCCGGCGGAGGAGAGGAUGUGUGAGCUGCACUCCGUCAGAGCAGCACCUCCUGUGAGACAUGGAUAGAUGCAAACAUGUGGGGCGGCUACGACUCGCCCAGGACCACUCGAUCCUGAACCCGCAGAAGUGGCAGUGCGUGGAGUGCCACACCACCGAGUCGCUCUGGGCCUGCCUCAAGUGCUCGCACGUGGCCUGCGGGCGCUACAUCGAGGAGCACGCCCUGAGGCACUUCCAGGAGACCCAGCACCCCUUGGCCAUGGAGGUGCACGAGCUCUACGUCUUCUGUUACCUCUGCCAGGACUACGUGCUGAACGACAACCCCGAGGGCGACCUGAAGCUGCUGAGGAGCUCCUUGGUGGCCAUCAAGGGGCAGAGGGGCGGGAGGACGCUGCGCUCCACGGCGCUGCCCGAGGACGCCUGGCGCAGGAGGAGCCCUCAGGGCCAGUCCCAGAUGCUGACGGCGCUGUGGCACCGGCGCCAGGCCCUGCUGGCGAGGGCUCUGCGCACCUGGUUCCACAAGAGCUCCCGGGGACAGCUGAAGCUGAAGGAGAAGAAACAGAUGGAGGAGCUGGAGAAGAAGAAGGAGGCGGCUCGGCAGCGGCGGCAGGAGAUGAAGAGGCAGCUCCUGGAGGAGCUGGCCAGCACGCCGCCGAGGAAGAGCGCCAGGCUGCUGUCCCACGUGCACGGGGAGAGCUUGAUCCCAAGGAAAUUCAGGGAGGUGGCCACAGCUUCCCCUACCUCAAGGCAGGUGCAGAGCAGCAGAUUGAAGCAGUUCUACUCCAUCCGGCGGCAGCCCCUGAUGACGCCCGGGGUGACGGGGCUGAGGAACCUGGGCAACACUUGUUACAUGAACUCCAUCCUGCAGGUGCUCAGCCACCUCCAGAAGUUCCGAGAAUGUUUCUUGACUCUUGAUCUCUGUGAAACAGAAGAACUUUUAGCUAAAACUGUGAACGGCAGGGCCAGGAUGCCCGGCAGGCUGGCCAACGGGGCCGCCGCUCACGAGCCGGGGAAGCCUGACAGGGUGGGCACGCAGAGCUCGCCGGCCGGCUUGAACGGCGGCUCCUCCAUCAGCAGGAGCCUGGAGCUGAUCCAGCCCAAGGAGCCCAGCUCCAAGCACAUCUCCCUCUGCCACGAGCUGCACACCCUGUUCAGGGUGAUGUGGUCCGGCAAGUGGGCCCUGGUGUCCCCUUUCGCCAUGCUGCACUCCGUGUGGAGCCUGAUCCCGGCCUUCCGCGGCUACGACCAGCAGGACGCUCAGGAGUUCCUCUGCGAGCUCCUGGACAAGGUCCAGCAGGAGCUGGAGUCCGAGGGCAGCAAGCGCAGGAUCCUCAUCCCCUUCUCGCAGAGGAAGCUCACCAAGCAGGUCCUCAAGGUGGUCAACACCAUUUUCCACGGGCAGCUGCUCAGCCAGGUCACCUGCAGGACGUGCAACUACAAAUCCAACACGGUGGAGCCCUUCUGGGACCUUUCCCUGGAAUUCCCGGAGCGGUACCACGCCCUGGAGAAGGGAUUGCUGCCCGUGCCCCAGGCUGAGUGCCUGCUGACCGAAAUGUUGGCCAAAUUCACCGAGACAGAAGCCCUGGAGGGGAGGAUCUACGCCUGUGACCAGUGCAACAGUAAACGGCGAAAAUCUUCUCCCAAACCUCUUGUUCUGAGUGAAGCUAAAAAGCAGUUGCUGAUCUACAGACUACCUCAGGUCCUCCGGCUGCACCUUAAACGCUUCAGGUGGUCUGAGCGCAAUCACCGCGAGAAGAUCGGGGUGCACGUGCUGUUUGAGCAGGUGCUGAACAUGGAACCCUACUGCUGCAGGGACUCGCUGCCCUCCCUGGCCACGGGCACCUGCGUCUACGACCUCUCGGCCGUGGUGAUGCACCACGGGAAGGGCUUUGGCUCAGGACACUACACCGCCUAUUGCUACAACACCGAGGGAGGUUUUUGGGUGCACUGCAAUGACUCCAAACUGAAUGUAUGUAGCGUGGAGGAGGUGUGCAAGACCCAGGCCUACAUCCUCUUCUACACUCAGAGAACGCCGCAGGACACAGCAGGAAUCCCCCAAAAACGGCUCCAAACUCAGGUGUUUGCCACCCAAAACCAGUGACAAGGACACGGCGCUGGCACUGCCACCAGGGAAACACGGGGAUCAUUGCCUCUGC